AUGUCGUACACUGCUCCUACUGAUCCGGUGAAUAAGCAAGAGGUGGUGAAGUUGUCACAGCUCUGUGAGCUGUGCCAUGGUAGGAAAGCUGUCUUGAGAAGACCCAAGAAUUUGCAGAAGAUAUGUAAGGAAUGUUUCUACUAUGUUUUUGAAACCGAAAUUCACAACACUAUUGUGAGCAACAACUUGUUCCAGCGCGGCGAGAAAGUUGCUAUUGGUGCUUCUGGUGGUAAGGACUCCACUGUCCUGGCACAUAUCUUAAAAUUAUUAAACGAUAGACAUGACUACGGUGUUAAACUUGUUUUAUUAAGUAUUGACGAGGGUAUUGUUGGAUACAGAGACGAUUCACUUGCCACAGUGAAGAGAAAUCAGAAACAAUAUCAACUUCCGCUGGAGAUUGUUUCCUUUAGAGAUUUGUAUGACUGGACCAUGGAUGAGAUUGUUGCUAUUGCAGGUAUCAGAAAUAGUUGUACCUACUGUGGUGUUUUUAGAAGACAAGCACUGGAUCGUGGUGCCGCCAAACUAGAUAUUAAUCAUGUUGUUACGGGACAUAACGCGGACGACAUGGCAGAAACUGUCUUAAUGAAUAUAUUGCGUGGUGAUGUUGCUAGGUUAGAAAGAUCAACAGCCAUUAUUACACAAAGUGCAGGUUCACCGAUCAGAAGAUCCAAACCGUUCAAAUACUGCUACCAGAAGGAAAUUGUGCUGUACGCGCACUACAAAAAAUUAGAUUACUUCUCUACAGAAUGUACAUAUGCUCCAGAAGCCUUCAGAGGUACAGCUAGAGAACUUAUGAAAAACUUGGAAGCAGUACGACCAAGUUGUAUCAUUGAUAUCAUCCAAAGUGGUGAGAACCUCGUUUUGAAGAAAAAGAAGAGACAUCCUAAUAGUAAAGUAGAGUUUAAAGACGGUAACAGAUGUGAAAGAUGCGGAUAUUUAUCAAGUAACAAGAUUUGCAAGGCAUGUAUGCUAUUACAAGGACUGGAGAAAAAUCGUGCGUCUAUGAGCAUAGAUAAUGAUACAAAUGUUGAUGGUGCGGCAAGAGUAAUGCGGACAUUAGAAAAAUUAUCGUUCUAA
This is a messenger RNA of Nakaseomyces glabratus, 1077 nucleotides long. RefSeq names its product Ncs6p (gene NCS6). Lineage: Eukaryota; Fungi; Ascomycota; Saccharomycetes; Saccharomycetales; Saccharomycetaceae. Gene Ontology annotation, biological process: tRNA wobble position uridine thiolation. Gene Ontology annotation, molecular function: tRNA binding. The record is from RefSeq and is a predicted model, not a curated record. Gene Ontology annotation, cellular component: cytosolic tRNA wobble base thiouridylase complex; mitochondrion.